AUGGGGGUGCGAGGCCCGGGGCCUUUGUGCGGCCGCGGAGGGAAGGCGGCCAAAACAACACGCACAGGCGGCGAGGCAGCGCACCACAGGCCCGGGGCCCCGGGUGGCGAGACCAGCCAGGCCUAGCCGCAGUCCCGGCCCCGAGCGGCAGCUUCAAAACACCACAGAGAUCUUCCUCCACCCCCGCGUCGUUCUCCAUCCCCUCCUCCUCUAUCUCUCUGUCAAAGCUGCAGCCGCCAUCUCGCCAGUCUGACAAUGGCAGCUCCAAAACGACGGAGGUAAAAAAGAGAGAGAGAAAAAAAACCUUCUCCCAGCCCGUCCCACCCCCACUCACUUCCCUCCCCAUUAAAGCUGCGAGCGGCCUGGACAUCCUUCUCUUCCUUCCUCCUGGAUUAAUUCAGUCUCUGAAUCCCCAGCAAGCUGAGCCUUUCUGGCUCUGACUAGAAUGGAACAACCUGCAGGCUCAACAAGAGAGAGGGAAAGUUGAGGAUGCGGGGGCAACACGAUGGAUCUCUCGUUCACAUUCAUGAAAGGUAUCAUGGGAAACACGAUUCAACUGCCGCAACAACUUAUUGAUUCAGCCAAUAUGAGACAGGUUCCUGAUGUUCUCAAUGCCAGCAGUGGCAUCAGGGAAGACAGAGGGCAAUCCUGUGAAGCUUCCCUCCAGCAAGGGUUUAUCUUUCCUGCUUCUGGUGCUGAUAAUAUCCCACCAGUCACCAAUGGCUACUCCAAUGUUAACAUGUAUGAGACGCUAAACAAGUACCCAGCAUAUUCCCAGCUCCCCAAUGGAUCUGCCAAUGGCUACGGAACAUGUAAGAAUAUCAGUUCCACUGAAUCUUAUACAGCAGGAAACCACUUGGUGAAACAGCCCGAGAUUCAGGAGAAAGCACCCUCUCCCCCUGUUCCUGAACCUGUCACACCAAAGAAGACGGGCUCGCCAGAGAUUAAAUUGCGCAUCACUAAAACUUAUCACAAUGGAAAGGCACUGUUUGAGUCCUCACUCUGUGGCGAUCUCCUGAAUGAGCAGCAGGCUCAGGCUGCUGAGUCUGCAGUGACUCGCAAACCAAAACGGGAGAAAAAGAAAAGGAGCAAGCAUGAUUCUACCACCACUGACAGCCAGGAAUACAAAGCUGUCAAAGUGGAGCCUGAAGACUGCAAAGUCAUGUGUGGAAACCCUGUUGUACAGGUCCAUCGUUUACCAGUGUCUGGAAAUCAGACUGUCAUGUCGAGUUGUUACCAGAUUGGGGACUUGGUAUGGGCAAAAGUCGGUACCUAUCCCUGGUGGCCCUGCAUGGUGUCCUGUGAUCCAUUGCUGCAAGUUCACACCAAGAUCAACACAAGAGGUGCUCGCGAGUACCACGUGCAGUUCUUUGGGACGGUGCCAGAACGAGCCUGGAUCCAUGAGAAGAGGGUGGCGCCUUACAAAGGACGUUCACAGUACAGUGCCCUUGUUGCCGAGACUGCCAAGCAGGCCAGCAAUGCUGCAGAGAAGCAAAAGAUUUUGAAGCCUAUAGCACAAAGAAUUCGACCCCAGUGGGAUGUUGGCAUAACUCAAGUCGAAGAUGCAUUGAGAUUGACUCAGGAGGAAAGGAUAGCACAGUACACUUUCAUUUAUGUGGAUGAAAAGCCUGACGCAUCAGCAGAUAUGACUGCAACAUCAUUAAAUCAUGAAGUAAAGAGAAACAGACGCCUUGGAACGUGGUCCAGUCCUCCACACGACCAGACAGUGGGCAAGCAGGCCUCUUCGUCGCUCUCCACUGACAAUGACGCUGGUCAACUGGCGCAUGAAAGGCAAGCAAACAUCCAGGAGCCUCCUCCCAAAAUGACUUGGAGAACAGCAGCAGCUAGGAAAUCACUGCCGCCUUCCCUUGCAAACCUCAAGGGGAACCAGGAUGCGAAAAGAAAUGGUGGCAAUUCUGACUGUGAGGUGUUGCCAGUAAGAAAAAAUGACCAGGUAUUUGAAAUCGAGGAGAAUAAUGCCAAUGGAAAAUUGCCUAACAAGUAUUUAGUUCCGUCAAAGAGGAAUAUUUCAAGGAAGGGAGCAAGUAUUAAGGCAGAGCCAUCGCAAAGAGAAGUUAAGGAAGUUCUCAUCACCCCUCUCAGUCUGCGAAGUGAGAAGCGAGAAGCAGAGGUUCAGUUCUCUGUGCGUGGAGAAGCACACCUGAUUUCCUCAGAAAGGAAACAACAAAGAAGAUCAGUUCGAAGUCGCUCUGAAUCGGAGAAAGUUACUGAAGUUGUACCGAAAAAGAAAAUGCGAAAAGAACAGGUGGAAACUGUUCCAACAACUGAGAUGACUGGCCCACAGAGAGGAACAUCAUUACCCCAUGCGCAUGGAACAAUGAGUUCAACUCUGCCAGGUGCCAGCGAACUUUCAGAUUCGUGCAAGCCAUUGAAAAAACGUAGCCGGGCGUCUACAGAUGUGGAGAUGACAAGUCCAGGUUGCAGAGAAAUCAAUGAUUCUGAUGCCAGAGGAUUGCUGAAUGAGGUUGGUUUGGAGAAGAGAGCUGACAGUCCCGCAGUUCCUCCAGGUACAGAUGUCUCCGAUGAAGCAUCCAUGGAUUCGUGUUUGUCCAGACGUGGCAGUGGAACAUCAAAGAAGGAUAAUAUUUGUCAGGUCUGUGAGAAACCAGGCGAGUCUCUCGUGCCCUGUGAAGGGGAGUGCUGCAGAGUCUUUCACAUGGAGUGUCUCAGAUUGGCAGAGAUACCUAAUGGGAAGUUCACAUGCAUGGAAUGCACUACAGGAAACCACACCUGUUUUUCUUGCAAGUUGUCUGACAACGUCGUGAAAAGGUGUUCGGUGAACUCAUGUGGAAGAUUUUACCAUGAAUCCUGUUUGAGAAGUUAUUCUUCUGCACAGUUUGAGGGAAAAGGUUUCCGUUGCCCCCUGCACUGCUGUUUGGCAUGUUUAGUGGACAACUGUGAAAUGGCUAAAGCAACGAAAGGUCGCAUGCUGCGCUGUUUGCGGUGUCCUGUGGCUUAUCACACGGGGGAGAGUUGUAUUGCAGCUGGCAGCCUUGUCCUUUCAUCCCAAAGCAUCAUCUGCAACAACCAUUCCAGCUUGAAGAAAGGCAGUCGCGCAUCUCUCCAAGUCAAUGUAAGCUGGUGCUUUAUCUGUGCAAGAGGGUUGAUUGAGCAAGACCAAUCCGAAACCCUUAUCAGUUCUUAUACAUAUAAGUCGCACUACCUCCUGAGCGAGUCAAAUCGUUCGGCUGAGUUGUUGAAAAAACCUAUGAUUCCUCCCUCACCGUCAACUGCAGUAAAGAAAUGUGGGAAAGGUGGUCAUCUGUUGUGCUGUGAAUCCUGUCCAGCAUCCUUCCAUCCUGAAUGCCUGACGAUCGAAAUGCCAGAAGGGAACUGGUAUUGUAAUGACUGUAAGGCUGGCAAGAAAUCACGAUACAAGGAAAUAGUCUGGGUCAAGCUCGGUAUAUACAGGUGGUGGCCAGCAGAGGUUUGUAAUCCCAAAUCUGUGCCACUUAACAUUCAAGCAAUGAAGCACCACAUAGGAGAAUUCCCUGUACGAUUCUUUGGAUCGAAUGAUUACUAUUGGGUGCAUCAGGGCAGAGUCUUUCCUUACUUAGAAGGUGACAAAGGCAACGUAUCUGAUGGUCGAGCUGGUGGUAUUAACGAGAUUUUCAAAAAAGCACUGGAAGAAGCUGCAAAACGAUUUCAGGAGCUAAAGUUAUUGAAAGAAAGUAAGGAAGCACUGGAAAAUGAACGCAAUGAAAGAAAGCCACCAGCAUACAGAUUUAUUAAGACAAACAAACCAGUUGGCAAAGUGCAGAUUCAUGUUGCUGAUGUGUCAGAAAUCCCACGAUGCAACUGUAAGCCCACAGAUGAAAACCCUUGUGGACUGGACUCGGAAUGCCUGAACCGGAUUCUGAUGUACGAGUGCCAUCCUCUUGUCUGUCCAGCUGGAGAAAGCUGUCAGAACCAGUGCUUCAGCAAGCGACUCUACCCUGAGACAGAACUUGUGAGGACAGAAGCACGGGGCUGGGGCCUCUGCACAAAAGUAGACAUUAAAAAGGGUCAAUUUGUAACUGAAUAUGUUGGUGAGUUAAUUGAUGAAGAAGAAUGCAGAAACCGCAUAAAACAUGCUCACGAAAGCAACGUUACCAAUUUCUAUUUGUUGACCUUAACCAAGGAUCGUAUCAUUGAUGCUGGGCCCAAAGGCAAUUACUCCCGUUUCAUGAACCACAGUUGCAAUCCAAACUGCGAGACACAGAAAUGGACAGUGAAUGGUGACACACGUGUCGGACUUUUUGCACUUUGCGACAUUCGAGCAGGUUCUGAACUAACCUUCAACUAUAAUUUGGAUUGUUUGGGCAAUGGAAAGACAGUAUGUAAGUGUGGAGCUCCCAACUGCAGUGGGUACCUGGGUGUACGUCCAAAGACGGCUGCUGCAACGGCGAAUGAAGAAAAGGCAAAAAAUGCAAAGAAAAAGUUGAAGAAACGUAAAACCAAAAUAGAUAUCAGAAAAAUGCAUGAGGACUACUGCUACCGAUGCUGUGAUGGAGGCGAGCUUGUGAUGUGUGAUAAGAAAGAUUGCCCCAAAGCAUACCAUUUAUCAUGCCUAAACUUGACUAAACCACCCUUCGGAAAAUGGGAGUGCCCUUGGCACCAUUGUGACGAGUGUGGCAAAUCCUCAACUUCCUUCUGUGACUUCUGUCCAAACUCCUACUGUAAGGAGCACCAGAAGGGAGCCUUGAUUGCUUCAGCGUUGGAUGGCCGGCUCUGCUGCUCUGAACAUGAUCCAAACUGCCCAACAGAAUUUGACUCAUCCUCCUCUGUCAGUCUUCAGAACAAUUCAGCAGCUGAGGACACCGGUGAGGAAACCACUGAGUGAAGAUUUCAAAAUGGAGAUGCCAUGGACUUGAAGUAAUAAACAGGGCAACAUUUAGUGUUGUGUUCAAAUGGCUCUGGGGAUUGUAAAUCAUGCAGAGUGGAAAACUCAGAGAUUCCAAGGGUGUAAGUAAAGAUGACCAAAAGAUUGUUUUGAUUUUUUUUUCCCCUUUUAUGUUUUGAUUUUGGACACCUCAAAGUGACAACUGUUCUUCAAGAAUUAUUAAAAACAAAGAAAUGGCACUUAAUUUUGUGUUAAUCAAAAUAGGUAGUGAUUAGUGGUAUUUGUAUCCAACUAUUGUUGCCCUUUUGUCCACUAAAAACUAAAAUUGAAGGGCAGUGCAGCUUGCUCGAAUCAUGUUUAAAUGAUAACUGAUCAUUUGUGGGGUUGGUGGGCGAUGGAAAAGAAUGGUCAAUGGACAAUUUUGUUGGGUGGUCAAAAUGAAAAAUUCAACACCCAGUGAUCACUCCCUGAGCAUACCCUCCCCUCCUCCAAUACCCAUCCAGGUUGGAAAGUGGAUUAUAUCCAGCACUUUGUUAAUUCUAAACAGUCUUACAGUGGACCACCUGGAUCUGCUCAGAACCAGGAAUGGCAAAAUAGAAGCAGUCAGAAAACUGCCAGAUCAACAGCUGUUAAGCCUCAACAUUUUACAGGGCAACGAAGAGAACACAAAGGGGUUUGAGUUCCAGUAUGGAAUUAGGUUUGAAGUCUAACAGUCGCUGGUGAUGUUGUGUUUUAUUUGAAGCUCAGAUAAUGCACAUUAGUCUGAGCUUUGUCCCUUGUGGCUUAGGAUGUUGUCUGAUGUGGAACCUAGCUCCCACAAUUUACUUCUAAUUUUUAUUAGUAUUUACAGUACUAUUUUUUCCACAUUUAUAAGUGAGUAUUAUAAUUUGAGUUCUGCCUUUUUGGAGUUCAUAGUUUCUGUUAUCAGCACUACCAUUAUGGCUAUGAUGAUGUGAUUUUAUUAUUUUUAUACAUUUAUAUGUAAAAAGCAAAAAUUAUGACAGAAAAAAAUCAUGUUUUUUUUAAAAAACUGAAACUUAGAAGUGUCAUCUUUGCUCUUAAUAGAGUGUUUUAUGGACAAACUAAAAAGUUCUUACUGAGUGAAAGUACUCCGAGAACCAUAGGAUUAUACACAGCUCAGAAGGAAACCAUUCUGCCCAUCAGACCCAUGCUAGCUCGAUAAGAGCCACCAAGAUUUUAUUCCUAUGAAAUUAGCUUUCACCGUAAUUUCAGGCAGUCAAUGUCUGAUCAUAAUUCACUGUAGUAACAUUCUCCCCAUCUUCCACCUGGUUUUCUUUACAAGUUAUAUUAACUGUGAUUACUGAUGCCUGUUAACCCCUCCACCCUGACACUGAUGCAAGCCAUUUCUUGCAAUUUACUUCAUCAAAAACCCUCCUGAUUUGCCAAAACCUUCUCUGUGAACCUAUGAUUCUAUGCUACAGUACUCUUGUAUAUAAUAAACAUUAAACUAUGUCUGUAUGUUUAAAUAAUCUUAUAACUAUCACGUUCUGAUAUUAGAACUUGGGUAGAAUAAACUUGUGAUAUUUGUUUUUCAGCAUUAUUCACACAUUGUAUUUAAUGGCAGAAAAACCUCCUCAUCCAUCACAUGUCUAUGUGUUGCAAAUUCAGGGUAUCUGUUUGAUAAAAAGUCUCGGUAAAACUACCAAGUUUCCUCAGUUGCAUGGGCUGGAUUUUAUCUUUAAUUCUCUUUUGCUUUCCCACUCAAAGUUUGCAUCCACUGGCUCAAGGGGCAUUGCUGAGCUGUAAGGAUUGCCUACUAGAUGAUACUUCCCACUCAGUUGUGAGUUGUACUGUUAACUUUAAAAUGAGCAAAAUGGAAGUUACAUGGAGUAGCCUCAGUAAGGUAAUAACUACUGGCCAAUGUGGACAGGAUAGUGAAUCUACAGGACAGAAAGGCCAUUUGUACUCGUGCAUCUUCUCGCCAAAACAUGUAAUUUCCAUGUUCGAACUGUUUCUUGAGUAUGGACUUUGCACACAAACAUGUGUAAAUAAUACAUAAUGUUGUGGCUGACAGGAGAUGGAGGACAGAAGAGGAGCUAACUUGCUCUGGCUCCAAAUGGGUCUGGAGUUGGAGGUUUUUUCCCCCUUCCUAAAAUAGCUGCAUCUUCCAUCGUGCUUGCAAGGAACCUCAUUAUAUUGUUGUCCCCAAUUCGAAAUGGGAGCUGUCAUAGUGGCGAAAAGCCCUUAGUCUGUUCUAAUAGGUGGUCCAUCUUGCUUUAAGAGAUGAUGUCUCUGUUUUAGUAAAAUUUUCAUGAUGAACAAUGGGAGAUUUGCACUUGACAUAAAUAGUGUGAUGGAAGGAAAUGUCUCAAAAGCUGGUUAUUGAAAUGACUUUCUCUUGUUUAUUGCCUGAUUGUUUUUCCAAGCCAGGUUUUCUUCUUGUGAGAUAUUAGAUUCUUAUAGAUUUCACAACUUUACGUUUCUCCUUCCAUUAUUUGUUAAUGCUUUUACAGCACAGAUUUUCACAGACUACUUUAAUUCAAUCUUUAAUCUCUCUCGCGCUCUCUCACUCUCCCACUGAGUCUGGGGAAAUACCUGAGAACAUUUGGAUGGCUUUCAGAUGUUUAGUUUUAAGCCAAAUCCAUUAGAAAGAACACAUGAAAAUGUCUUAUCCUCAGGAAGUUGUUUUCAUGGGCAUUGUGUGCUCAUUGUUCCCACUUUGCCAUGAUUGAUAAAUCACUCAGCACUAUGGCCAGACAUCUUGGGGCCUUCUGGAGAAGAGUGUGAAUGACCUGACUCCCAGCCAUGUCCAUGGGAAGAUUGGAGAAAACACAGUUUUGUGUCUUUGAGGGUGUCCUUCUUCAAAUGUGUAGAGUACUGGAAAUAGGAAUGGAUAUGUUUGGACAUGUAAAAAUAGUGUUGCCAUAGCCCAUUGACCUCAAAGCUCGACUGCUCUGAGCCUGACUGGCACCAGUUUGAUGACAAGUGCAUCCAAAGGUAUUGAGUGUGUAUUUGUUUAUCGUUUUGGUUCAUAAUUGGACAACUUGACCCAUUUCCCAUGUGGUCAGAGCUUUGGGUAGUGAACAAGGAAUUAGAAUGCAUUAUCUGCACCUUGCUUUGGUUUUACUGUGCAAUUAUAAUGUUCGAUACAUGAUAUGAUUCCUAUGGUUGUGCAAUGUGCCAGUAUUUCAGCAAGAGGACAUACCUGAUGGUGAUUGUCGUAUUUAUGUUCUAUCUGCAGUCUGGGGUACCAUUUCUGAAUUAUUUUAUUAUUUGUUGAAAACCAUAUGAUGAAGCCCAUCUUUGCUUUUACUAUUUUUGCAAUUGUGCUGGUUCAUCUGAAAACCACAUUUAAAAAGGUACAUAAUUUCAUGUCAGCCCAGGUUUCAUGACAGAACACAGAUGACUGUGGAGAAAGCUGCAAAUGAUGAUAUCUAAUUUGGCUGAUGUCCAGAACAAUGCCACACCAUGGGUGGGCUGAAACACAUCUUCCCCUCUGCCAAGUAUUCCCAUUCCUGUCCUGCCGACUCUACUUAGUAGUCCAUUAAGCAGCAAAUGUUGAGAUGAAAUCUUUUGCAGACGAGAGAAGGAUAUGCUAAAGGUCCAUUGAUUUUCUGAAAUCUAGGCUUCAACCCUUAGCUGCCAGUGAGGCAACCUCUCAUGCCUGUGCCCAAUGUGUUAGUUGAUCCUUUGCCCUACCCAUUCUGACUUAACAUCAUUUGUGACAUCGUUGGUUUAGGUUGGAUGUUCUGUGGUACUAACUUGUUUUGGUUCGGUACUUUCUUUCUCAUUGAGAUUUAUCUCCGACCUUGGAUGCGAACAAAAAUCAAUGUGGAAAUUCAAACGCUGCUUCCUAUUUCCUGGAUGUCUUCAUUUCUAAACUGCCAAGUUGCAAUCCAACUUAGGGAAGGUGAGGGAAUAGAGAGGAAAAAGAGUAUUUUCAAGUUUGAUGAAGCUUUCUCUUCUGAUUGAGAAUGUUUAGCAUUAUCAGGUACGCUGCCAAACCCUGACCUGUUUAAAAAUGUGUUCUUAACAAAUUAAAAUACACAAAACUUGAACAAGUUUGCACAUGACUUGUGGCAAGCAUUUAGAAUGAAAGAACAAGGAACCAUUGCACAGAGUAUUACAGUGAUUAGUCUGGAAUGUGCAGCCUCGGAAGUUGUCUCAUUAACUGUGACAGCAAAAUACUUGUGCAGAUGCAUCCUUUGGAAUGGUCAGGAAAUAACCUUAUCUGUUGAUGAAACUGAAAUGAGGGAUACUCUGUGUAAAUGUGUUCUCAUGCUCGUAAAAAGCAGAGAGUGCAACGAAGUCCCAGGAUGAUUAUUCUAAGGAUAAGGACUUAUUCAACUUUACAACACUUCUUCAUUUCUGUGAGAUUGCCCACAUUGAUUCUUGAAUCCAUAAGCUGUUCUGUGGCUCCACUGCAUAUUUUCCAAACAAAAUUGUUGUGAAAACCAGAAACCCAAAAAAGCAUUGUCUAAAAAGGCAGAAAAUGUGAGUACGCCUUGGGUUUUCCCAUCUUUAAAAAAUUCCCUAUGGUUGGAAGGUUGUCCUGUGAACACCGUUGUUGUAUGGUCAUCACUUAGUGAGGUUCAUAAAAACAGAAAUGAUGAGGUCAAUCUAAUGGAGGAGUCUGGAUCAGUUGGAAGAUGGAGGUACAUGGGAAUCUUUAGUUGUAGCUGAGAAGAAUGACACAAGCAAUUGUUUUGUUUUUGUUUUCAGAUUUGAAUAUCACUCGGACCCUUCCCCAUUCUGCUAGUUAAACUUUAGCUGCUUUGCAUUACCAAAUGGAAAGGGAUAUCUCAACAUUGUUCAAGAUUAUAGUGCUGAAUGAAAAGUAGUUUGUUAAGGAGGAUUACUAUUUUAUCAGUUGAUGCUCUUUUAUUGUAUAAUAAUCAUGUAAAUAGCUGAAAUAUGAAUAGGAUUUCAAUCUAUAAAAUGUUCCAUGCCAAACAAAGAGAGUGUUUAUCUGAAAAUUGAUUUAUUCUUCCUUGGGCCCUGGCCCAUUGUUCCCUUUCCAAGUAUUUAUUUGGUUAAAGCAGUGCAUUUGCUUCAAUUGAGAACACAGGAUUGGCCUUGAGAUUUUUAUAUAUGGAAUUUUUAAUGUGAGAACAGAAAUAUUGUAAGUACUAACAUUUGAAAGCUUUGAAUUUGAGUGAAAUGGGGACAAACAUUUAAAUAAAAACUGAAAAGAAAAAGGCAACAACUUGGGGUAAUUUUAGAACUAGGAACAGUUCUGCACUUACAGCAUUGCUUUAAUUAAUUGUGACUUUGAUACUUAUUUAAAGCAUCAUGUUAGUGAAUCAUAUUUGUGUGUGUGUGUAUGAUAGGAAAUGGGUUCAAAUUAAAUCAGUGCAAAAGGGAUUGAGGCAAAUAGUGAACUGUGACAUCUGAUCUUCUGCAAGAGAUUGCAUGUAGGAAAUUGAAGUACUCUUAGAUUGGGCAGGUCAGAUUUAAGCAAACUGAAGUGAUAAUUAUUCCAGAAACUAAUAUUAGAAGGGAUGGUAAUGCCUUAGGCUUGACUGAUUGCAGUUCUGGCAUGUGUUACGUCCUUCCAAGAGAAAAGAGUUACGACAUCGAUAAAAGGGGCAAAUUGAUAGCGAGUUUUGGGAAGAUUUGUAGCUAGGUUGAGGUUCUGGAUGUAGGUUUGUUUGCUGAGCUGGAAGGUUCAUUUUCAGAUGU
Molecule: messenger RNA, 10486 nt
Organism: Hemiscyllium ocellatum (epaulette shark)
Lineage: Eukaryota; Metazoa; Chordata; Chondrichthyes; Orectolobiformes; Hemiscylliidae
Gene: nsd3
Product: nuclear receptor binding SET domain protein 3
Exons: 23
Coding region: 506-4843 (1445 amino acids)
Biological process (GO): regulation of DNA-templated transcription
Cellular component (GO): chromatin; nucleus
Molecular function (GO): protein binding; histone H3K36 methyltransferase activity
Source: RefSeq, a predicted model, not a curated record